Messenger RNA from Ochlerotatus camptorhynchus, 1776 nucleotides. Its product is annotated as zinc finger protein 2-like. NCBI's taxonomy places the organism in Eukaryota, Metazoa, Arthropoda, Insecta, Diptera, Culicidae. The record is from RefSeq and is a predicted model, not a curated record. Gene Ontology annotation, cellular component: nucleus. Gene Ontology annotation, molecular function: RNA polymerase II transcription regulatory region sequence-specific DNA binding; DNA-binding transcription factor activity, RNA polymerase II-specific; zinc ion binding. The transcript is spliced from 4 exons. Bases 171 to 1613 code for a protein of 480 amino acids. Gene Ontology annotation, biological process: regulation of transcription by RNA polymerase II.
GCGCAACACAGCUGUCAAGAGAGCGACGUUAGCCUUCUGCUAUCAGUGGCGGCUCACUCACUCACUCACUCAUGGGAUGUUUUUGUUUACAUCUUACGAUGCAGUGAUAAGACUCGUACCGCGCUGAAUUAGUACUGAACACUUUUAACUGAGCAAAAAAUCCGACCAACAUGGAACUCAGCCAGUAUUCCGCAGCGUGCCGCUUAUGUCUGAGGUACGACACCACAUUCUACGAAAUAUUCAACAACAAAGCCGUUGAGGAGAAAAUUCGGAAGGUGUUCAAGUUCACGCUCCGAAACAGCUAUCAGCUGUCGCAUCUAAUUUGCCUGCCCUGCCACGAGAACCUCAACCGCUUCGAUGAGUUUGCGGAUGUUGUUCGGAAGAAUCAGGAUUUCUUGAAUCACCUUCACGAAGGUCACUCGCACCCGGAGGCAGUAGAUGUGGUCACCACUGUGAGCGGUACUAAUCCUUGGGGCAUCGAACAUCCGGCGGUUGACUGUGAGCCCAAAGUGCAGGAUGACGGACGUCCCGCUUCAGAAUGCGAUGUACCCGAAGGGGCACGCGGCUCCGGAUCGCAGAAGGUUCAAAAGAAGUACAGUCCCAGGUCCAAGGGGAACGACAUCAUUAGGAAAUAUCUGACUCUGUAUUGCGAUGUUUGCGGUGAAAAUUCGGAGCAUUUCGAGAAUUUUGCCAAAUUGACAAAGCACUUCAAAAAAGAGCACUACACUCGAGGUUAUGCCAUCUGCUGUGAUCGAAAGUUCAUCCGGAAGGAUCGCCUGUUGGAUCACAUCACAGUCCAUCUCAAUCCUAAUGCGUACAAGUGCACCGAAUGUGGCCACCGAAGCAAAAGUGCCCUGUUGCUCGAGGUUCACCGGAAGCAGCACAAUAAAAGCGAUCGUCGGUACGUCUGUGACCAGUGCGAGCAGACUUUUGUGACCAAGUCGCAGCUGUACAAUCAUACGGCCAAGCAUGGUGUCAAGCGACACGUAUGCAAUACAUGUGGGAAGGCAUUUGGACACAAGUUCCUUCUCACAAAACACCGAUUGAAGCACGAGAACUCGCCGAAAUUUAUCUGUGAAAUUUGUGCCAAACAACUCGCAACGCUGAGCAGUUUGAAUUGCCAUAUGAAAGCUCACAACCAGGCAUCGGACACGAAGGUGCAGUGUCACGUCUGUGCCAAGUGGUUCAAAAAUGCCGAAACGCUCCGGUCGCACGUCAACGCCCGGCACAAGGAUCAGCGCGACCAUCGGUGCGAACCGUGCAAUAAGGUUUAUCCCACGGGAAGCGCCUUGCUGGAGCACGUACGCAUGGUUCACCAGAAGGAUGCCAAACAUAGCUGUGACCAGUGCGAUAAGAGAUUUUUCAAGAAGUCCAUUCUGACGGAACACAUCAAACGAGCCCACAGCGGACCGACGCCGAAGGCACUCUUCCAGUGUGAAUUCUGUGAGAAAGAAUACCUGCACAGUAACAACUACUUUUUCCACCGGAAGAAGGCACAUCCCGAGGAGUAUGCUCGGUUGAGACUUGAAAGGGAGCAGCAGCAGCAGCAACAGUUGGCGGUGGUGAAUGACGCGGGAGAUGCUUCAAAGGCGCAGUCCAGCUGCGCCAAAUAAAGUUACCGGGCUAUUUAUGUUUUACCCUCCUGCUGUAUUUUAAUUUAACCGUAAAACUAAACCUGAUUAAAUAUAACAAUGAAACAUUAAGUAAAAUGAAUCUAUUAAGAGUUUGCAUGAUGUCUGCAUUGCUCCGACCGAGAAAUGGUUGUCCGGGAAAUGU